This is a messenger RNA of Monopterus albus (swamp eel), 10887 nucleotides long. RefSeq names its product transcription activation suppressor family member 2 (gene tasor2). Gene Ontology annotation, biological process: negative regulation of gene expression, epigenetic. The record is from RefSeq and is a predicted model, not a curated record. Gene Ontology annotation, cellular component: nucleoplasm. NCBI's taxonomy places the organism in Eukaryota, Metazoa, Chordata, Actinopteri, Synbranchiformes, Synbranchidae. The coding region runs from base 645 to 9458 and encodes 2937 amino acids. The transcript is spliced from 22 exons.
UCAAUUGGUAAACCACCAAUACCAAUUUCCCCUUCGGCGUUGUAACAUGAAACUACGCUAUACUGUAAACUCACACAUUAUAAACCCCCAAAACCGGAUACACGUUGUAUUAUGUUAGAGAUAUACGUUUGGCAGCGCCAGUUCGGUUAUGGCAAUGAGUCAUUAGUUUUUAACGGGGAGAAGGAAAACCGACCUAUACACAGGCGCAAAGUAGCCUGGGCAGAGCUUUAAUAACUGCUUCCCCACCACAGUUAAGACUUUCAAGAUGGAUGCUUUCGCCUCGAUAGGUUUCUGUUUCUUUUUCCAAAGGGACUACGCAUGUGGUUGUUGCACACGCCUGGAAGCACGUUGAAGACUUAACACAUUUAAAUAUUUAAACGGAUUUAUUUUCUAUGAAACGAUAAAGUGGAUUUAAGUGGAUACAUUUGGCUUUACGUGUUCGGGCUGUCGGCUGUUUUGUAACUUCCUGGUUGUCGCAUUAACAUGUCAUUUGAAAUGCGGCAAAAGCGCAACCGAUUUGGACAGAAUUUAUGGAUACAGCGCACACACGGGACUUUAUAAUUUUAUUGUAAUGUUUAAAACCAGAGACUGCUGUUUUCCUCGAAGGACAAAGGGAGACGGGCAGAUUUCAUAAGUGUUCAGCAAUGGAAAGUGGAAAUGGUGGUGCCUCGAGUAAAGAUGUCUUAAUACCCGUGGAAGACGGUUCUGAUGUCUUUAAAAGCAAUAUUUUGGCUCCACUUCAAAGUGCGUACUUGUACGAGGAGUCGAAGCAAUGUUUCAGAUACAAGUCUGCUGUUUUGGUCAAGAAUCCAGUACUGGAAGAAAAGUAUAAUGCCUUCCGAGCAAAGAAAAGAGCAGUGGGAUAUUCGGAGGAGGAUCUGACAGAAACUUAUGGGUUUUUGCUGUUUGAUGGCCUCAAUGAGGCUCGUCUACUUGGAGAAACUGGUGUGGUCAGUGGAAACAGCACAUGCACAACUCUGGGCGAUCCCUCGAAGGGUGUUUACAUAUCAGUGUAUUCUGACUGUUUGGAUCUGAAUCGCUGGUAUCAUGGGAAAUCUGGUUACAUUGCCAUCAUUCGAUUGACAAAGGGCAGGGUUAAAAAAGUUUUAGAGAACUACACCCAGAAUUUCACAACACCCACUGGUGGUUUUGACUGUCAUGUGUCAGAAGAGUUGCCUUCAGUAUCUGCCAAAACCAGCUCCUUUCUUGCCUUUGAGAGAACCCAGUAUUACAUGUACGAGCUACUUGAGGAUGGAAGCAAUGAAACAGCUGAAUCGCCCAGUGCCACCUGCCCUUUUGCUAUUGUAUCAUUUUCAUAUACAGAUACUAAAGCAACACUUGUAGUACCACAAGAGAAAAGUGAGGAGAAAAAAUUGGUUUGUCAUUUUUUGACCUGGAAGGGUAAGCUCCAACUCGGCAGCCAGUUCUAUGAUGUUGGGCUGAGGUCUACAUCAAAGGCCUUGAUCACUGGGAAACUACCACCAGUGGUGAAAGUUGACCAAGUUAUUUCCAUGUGUGACCUGAGACAGCUGUUGCCAAGUGCAGUCUUUGAAACCUGUUUCCAUGAUGAAGUCUUUCUCAAUGGCUUAUACUGCAGUCUGUGUGAGUUGGUUCCUUCUGAGGCAGAAGAGACCAGUCUGUUCUCUCUGCUUCUGCAGGAGAUCAAGGACAAAGAUAUUGCUCUCCCUCUUCCACUGAAUGAUGGUGGUUUUCUUUUUCUGUUGCCUUCCUCCCAUUUCCUCACAUACGAUGAUACGGGUUCAAAUGCAGCUGAGGUCCUGCAAGGCAUGUUUGUGUUUCCAGACACACGACUUGUACAGAGAGACAUAAAAUGUGAACAGAAAAAGCCUGCCAUCUCAUUUGAAGUCCUUCAGGUUCUACCAUUACUAAGUUACGCAGAGGCUGAAGCAGAGAAAAUGCCCAUCAACCCAAGUGAAGAACUGUGUGAAGUUUUGGCACAGCAUAUGCAGAAUUAUGCAACACUGAUAAAUCCCAAACUGACAUUAAGUCCCUCUAGGGAAGUCAGCAUCUUUCCAUAUCAGUAUGAUGUGCCAGAUGCCCAUAAACACCUCUACUCAUCCACUGAGUGGACUAACAGGGCAUGGCAGAAUGUCAGGUCAUACCUGAAUAAACCAGUCUCUUUUCAGUUGCCAGUGUCCAGUGCUUUAGAAAUCCUGGCAACUGGACGAGAGGAGCGAAGUGAAGACCUUGAUGAGGAUGUCUACAUCUGUUUAUCAUCACCGGAGGAGGCACCAGCCAGUUCUUUUAAUACUGAGUCCAAAGACCAGUUGGCAGUUCAAGCAUUCCCUGUAAAUAUUGAGACAUCUUUGGACAGCAGGAUAAGUGCUGAAGAACAAGUUGAUGUAACCACUGAGCCUCAAAAUAUUGUACCAGUUGAUUUGCAAGCUGGACAUGCUACCAAAGAUGAUGAAAAAUCUGACCUGACUGUUCUGAUUAAAGCUGAUGAUAAAGGGGCAAAAGAUUUUCUGUCUUCCCCUGUAUCAGAUGAUCUUCCAGCAGAACUGAUUGUCAGUUUCACUUCAGCAGAGCGAAGUAUGACUGAUGACAGUGGUGUGGCAACAGCAAAGCAUAAUGACUUUCAUCUUUCUGGUUUUUCAUCAGUCAAAGAACAAGCAACAAGUGUGAGCUACCUAAAUGAUGAGACUGUCAGGGUCACAAAUGGAGAUUGCCCUGAGGCCACCAAUCUCACAAAAAUAAAACUGAGGAAACUGUCUAAGGGAUCUUCCAAAGGUCAGAAAAGGGCAUCUAAAGCUUGCCGUGAGACUCCCAGUUUGCAGUCAGUCAGGAUACCAGUGGAGGAUGACAUCUUUAUGAGUCAGAAUGAUGGCCUGACUAAGGAUUCAUCAGGUCACUCACAGCUGAGGAAACCUUUGAAUAUUGAUUGGAGGAAAUUAAGAAGGCGGAAACGCAUAUUUGGAAAACUUUCAUCAAAACAUAAGAAAAUGAGAUAUGCUGCUGUUGGUUUAGCAUCAGACCCCAGACAGCAAAGCUCGGAAAGCACAGUUUUAAAGGAACUUGAAGUUGGUCUUCUGAGAAAGAAAACUGAGCGCUGGGACAUACAGCCAGUUGUCAGCCAAUGUGGAAGAAUCUUAGUUCCUCAUGGAUUUGUGGAUGUUACUGAUCACAUUAAGUCUUUAAAGAAUAAGCUUGAAUCUACAAAAGAUGAACAGUAUACUGAAAAAAUGUUGGUUGAUGCCUCUGUGAAUACUCAUGACACUGUCAAACUGGAGCAAAAGUACAACACUGCUCCAAAGACAGCAGUGGACGAAACAGAGGUCACAACAUCCAAGGAUGGAGGGGACCAUUUUCAAAACACCGUGGUCAGUUAUGAUCAGUCAUGCCUUUUGAGGCAAUCAGGCAAUGGCAGUGAUUCGUUGCCUUCAUAUCCAGAUAAUAGUGAGCAUUGUUCAAAGAAUGAUUGUACAGGCGCUCCUCCCUCAGAAGCAGUUAAAGGAAAACACACUGAUACCUUCUCCCAAGGGAAGUGGGCAACAAAGGGUCAAUUACUGUUGAGUAAACUAAAAUCUGUUCUUUCAAGAGGAAAGAGAAAAACAGAUUUACCUCGGCCAGAAGGAAUAACUAAAGAUGUGGCCCAAGACGCUGAACCUUGUGUCAAGAAAAGUAAAGCUGACUCUGAUGCUGAGGCACUGAAGAGUAAUAAUGCUGCUUCAAGUGUCCAGGACACCAGUGUGGGUGUUAAGGAAGUUUCAAAGAUGCUAUCACUUGACCCUCUUUUUGCAUAUGCCCUAGGCCUGACCCCUAAAGAGAAAACUAAUGGUCAAGAUACUACAGUAAGGAAAGAGUCAUCAAGGACAAAAGACCAGAUUGUUUUGGACAAACAUCCUGAAGUCAUUCAAAGGCCUCCAUCAAUUUUCCCAAAAAGGGGAAGGGGAAGGGGUAGGAUUAAAACACUCAAAAACCAUCAAGGCAUCCCUGCAGAAUAUAUUAAAGAGAAAUGGUGGUUGCAUUUUCAAACCCCAGCUUGUUUUGCCACUGAAAAACUCAAAGACAAAGAGGGUACUAGGGAUAAUUCUGUCAGUAAGACUGUUAAGGAACAAAUGAACAGUGCUUGCUCAUCUACAGAUGCUUUGAACUUACUUGCUGACUUGGCACUCAGUGCCAGUAAUGACCAGGUUCCACCACAACCAGACCCAGCACUUGAGACAAGUUUGAAGAAGUGUGAUCUUACAAAAGCUGUCAGCAGUGCUGAACAAGAGUCAGUUCUUCAUUCUCUGCUUAAACAGCCUGCUGCUAGACCCAGCCAAGCUCUUGAGUCUCCUUCACCAAGUCCUCUUGUGGGAAGCAGUGAAUUAGUUGGUUUGAUAUUUAAGGAACAUUCUUACUCAUUGACCCCAUCUUCUUCUCUACUGUUGGAUUUACCAGGUACACCAUUCCAGGUAUUCCCUCUAAGUGGUUCUACCAGACUGCUGUACUAUCACCAGCAAUUGUAUGGGGAUGGAAUUCAAACGCUACAGCCCUCUGUCUGUCAGGAAGUCAGUGGUAAACGCAAUCACAGGACUCCAGAAUACCCAGAAAAACAUAUGGUCCAGAGGCAAAGGUUCGGACACUGUCACACUUUUGUUAAGAAGGAUGGCACUGUUCACGUCACAAGGCAAUGGAAAGAAAACUAUGACUUUAAUCUAGACAGCAAGUUUACAAGUGACUCAAAGGACAGAACUAUCAUCCGAGCCUUGCAUGGACCAUGGGAUUUCUCCAUUGAAGACACAGAUGAAGAGGUGCGGCUGAUUGUCCACAUGUGGAUAGGUCUCUUUUACAGUCGUUCAACAGCCAGGUUCUUUCAUGUUGACUCGAACUUUACACAUCCAUGUUCAGAAGGGAGUGAUUCUUUGGAAAUGCCCAACGAAGUGAGUUCAACCCCAUCUCAGUCUGAGCUCAUGGGCAGUUCAUUUGCUCCUUUCCCAAGUGUAUCAGACUCUUCAAAAGCUUUGGACCUUAGGAAAAAAGACGGUUCUUUCUUGGACCAAGGAUCUUCUGUUUUGGAUUUAUCCCUGAGAAGCUCUAAUUCAGAGACAAUCACCUCAGAUCUGCAGGCCAACAGGAUAGAGAUUCCUUUGUCUAGUGAACAGAAAAAAGCUAAUGACACAUUUAACACAUUCAAGUCAUCCUUGGGCCUACAGAAGGCAAGUGAAUUUCAGUGUCACAAAACGAUGCUAUACUCCACAGAGGUUGCCAGUAAUGUGAAUGAUGUCAAACACAUCAUUAUAACCGAGAAAACUUGUACUCCAUCACAAAACACUGGUUGCCUGGAACACACUGAUGUACCAUCCUGUAAAGAUGAUGGGUCAUUCAUUCCUUCACAAAAACAGAAGGAAAAUGCAACGAUUGAGCCACAAAAUGUUAAGACAACUUCAGUAACUGGCUUUGUUUUACAUGGAUCCAGCCAAGAGAAGGUGGCUAUGAAAGCUGCAACUGAAAAUUCAGAAUGUACAGAGACAGGUUUGGUGCAAAAGCCAGCAACGGAUUCAUCAAAAUCCAUAAUGGACAAAGAGACAGAGUCCUACAAAGAAGCAGAUAAGGUGGUUCAGAAAGUUGAGCUUGAAGAAAUUGAAUCCAAAGAUGGGGAAAAUUCAGAAGUGAAAGAAAAUCUAUCCAAAGAAUGGAAUAUAGAACCUUCUCCAGAAGUGAUCACUACAGUUGAUUCUACAAAGAAGGAAUUAAGUGUCAUCUGCAAUGGAAAUUGUUUAGAAAAUAAGAAGCAUGUAUCAAGUCAGGAACUUAAUGUGGUCUCUCCAGCCUGGUCUGUCUUGGCUGAAAAUGUUAAUGAAGAUAUGAAUUGUUGUACAGAACAUGAAGGCAAAAUGAUCACAGGUGACGAUCACUGUGGAAAAGAAGAUGGACUUGGUGAGAGAGAGAGAUGCAUUUCAUCUGUGGAAGCUGGCAGUGACUUGAGUGAUCAACCAUUGCCUAUGAUGCGCGACAGCCCUGAUUCAGUCAAAAAUGAUUGUAUUGCAUAUUGUAGUCACCGAGCACACGUUCAUGAGCAACCACCUCAAUCAAACUGUGAAGAAGAAGAAACCUACCAUGACUUUGAGCUACGAAAGCUCAGUGCAAAUGCACUGACAGAUGAAUGUGACAUUUCAGAAAAAAAUCUACACACUCUAUCAUUAAUGGAGCCUGUAUGUAGAGAACCUACCACUGAAGAAAUUCCAGAAAUUUUGAUUUUAACAGAUGAGGCACAUUGUCAGAAGGAAGCAUUAUCCAUUUCUGAUGAGAGCGCCUGUUCAUUAGAUGGGUCUUGUGUAGAUGGGUUUAUUCCCCAGACAAAAGACAGAGUGGAAACAGGAAGCCAAAAUAUGGUGAUGGCAAGCUUCAGUUUUGGUGUGAGUAGAGAUGUUCAUGAAGAUCAGGAAACCAGAUCAGUUGAGGGAAGGGAAAAACACUCUAUAAAAGAACAAUCUCAUCAUAAGUCUCAUUCACUACAGGAUAAGGAAAUAAAAAAAUGUGAAGCUGAAGAGACGAUGAUUACAGAAUCAGAUCUCAAAAUAAGCAAAACAAAUGAGGGAUUUGAGAAAAGUCAGGGUGGGGUUAUGAUUCCAUCUAUUGGAAUAGACAUCUCUGGAGAGAAUAUAGUACAAGCACAUGUCUCACACCAAGAGGGCAAGUUUGAAGAAAUUUUUCAUGGCCAAAAAGUAAUACCAUUUAUCGGUGAAACGACUUACCCUGACUUACCCACAGAACUAUGUAGUACAUUUCAGACGUAUAGUAAAAAGACAGAAUUGUGUGCUGGCACUCUUCUUGAUGCAAGUGAAACAAACAAGCCAGUAAUCUUGGGAGGUGAGUGUGAUGACAGAUGCCCUACACCAACUAUAGAUGAGAAGCCAUAUGUCAACAUAACCCAGAACUCUACUGGCAGUUGCUCAGCACCUGUACAAGAUGUGAUGUCCCCUGAGCAAAAGGUCUGUGAGGAGUCUACAGUUGGCUGCAAUGCCAACCCUCAUGGUGGUCUUCAUCCUGAUGUUGAACUAAGAACUCUGAGAGUUCUACAGAGUAUAAGCAAGUUCCUCUCCGAAGCAAACCAUACUGACAGACCCAAUCAGACUGAAACUGCUAAUACGAAGCAUUCUCUUGACCAAAACCCUAACCCCAACAAUUCCAUCCCGAUUUGCUUAUCUCCAAACCACACCUCAGCUGACUUGAAUGGCAAGAAAACAAGCAAUACAAAACCAGCAAUAGUGUCUGCCUCUACCUCACAAGAUCUGCAUACAGAAUCAUCAAAUCAUUUUCUCAUAUCACCUUUCAAGCGUAAAUUAGAACAAGUACUUGGUGUUGGUUUGAAGCUAAAGAAAACCAUCUCAUCAGUUCCUGAACACUAUUUUGAAAGAAUGGAUAAAUUAAAAGAAAUGUCUGUAGGGCAAGAUGAUUGUCAUUCCUAUGCAUCGUUUCCCCCUCCUGAGUGUUCGCAAGCUGUUAAACCAAAAAUGGACCAAUACAGACAUAACUCCACAUCACUGUCCAAUUUAAAUCUUGAACCCCAUUCAUGCAGUCAGCAUUCUGUCAUGGUUGUGAAACCAUCUAAUAGUGAUGAAAGUCGAGCACAAUAUAUAUCUGAAGAUGAACAAACUAAAAUCUCUCCCAAAAGUGAACAGAUUAAAAGUUCUAUGGUCACAUACACCACACCUACUUCUGUGCUCUUGGAGAAGACUGAAGGUUUCAAGGAAAACUGUGAAAGACUAAAUGAUGAUCAGAAAGUGGCCAGUGAGCUUUUUUCCAAAAGUAGCUGGUUAUCAAAUGUAAAUGCCAGUAGUAAAUCUAACUCGAAUAAGGGCAAAUCCACACAUCCAGAGCCAUCAUAUAAGUAUCAAAAAAGGAAAAUAUCAAAAUCCAACAAGACUGCCCUAUCUUCUCUCUCCAUGCAGUCAUUUCAAUCAGCAGAAAAUUCUUCUAAGCUUGUUCAUGGAAACAAAGGUUUCUUGACAUAUAGUUUAGUUGAGAAAGAUUACCAAACAACUGAAGAGAACAUUGAGUUGCAUCCAGAAGACUGCUCAGAUGCAUCAGCUUCAGUUUUGGAUUACAGAAAUAAAAGCAUAAUGCAUGACAGUGUCAUCCUGGGACCUCAAAGUUCACUUGUAUGUACAAUCUAUAACACCGACUCGAAGAAAUGUUUUUCUUUUCUGGAGCAGGUUUCUCAGAGGUGCUUACAAGAUGACCUAACUCAGGCAUCUAUGGACCAGGAACACCUUAUCUUCUCAGAACAAAUGAAACAGCUUCUGAAAAGGAGUAAGAGAGGACCCAUCUGCCAGCAGGAUGCCCGUGACAAAUUGCAGUUGCCUUCCUCUAGUCCUAUGACUGUGAACUUUUCCAGUAUAGAGGAUCACGAGGAGUUACUGGAUUUCUUGGAUGCACCCUCACUUGUUGGACAAAAAAUCAAAGUAGACAUGUCAGACAGAAAAGACCUGACACACACCACAGAGGAAAAAAAGGCUUUGCAUCCUCAAAAAUUAACUCCAGGAACAACCAGCCCUGUAGAACAAUCUGGAGUUUCUGCUGUGACUGCAGAAUGUGCCAGACUUUACAAGGCAAUGAUGAAUGAUGUUUGUGCUUUCAAAACCAUCCCAUAUGGAUCUAAGCACUUCAGAAUGGACAGAGGUUACCAAAAGGCUGAAUCAAGUAACCAUUUUGACUUCUGGGAUCAAAUAAAGAGAGAGAUGCAUGAGAGCUUCCAUAGUAAUCUGAAUUCACUGGUGAAGAAAUCCUGUAAAACAAGGUAUAGAUUCUACAUAUUAGUGACGUCAGAUGAUGCCUUCUUUGAAGAAACCAAGGCACAGUUGGAGGCAGAGGGCCAUACUGCUGUACAGCCAUCUGAGUUUUUUCUCAGUGAGAAAGGUUCGCCUCUACUCAUUAUCCUCAAGAAUGAAGACAUUGCAGGGCACAUUUGGGAGAUCCCACAUUUGCUCGAGCUGAAGAAGUCACCAGGAGUACACUUUGCUGGAAUCGAUCAACCUGAUGAUGUUGUAAAUCUCACCCAUCAGGAACUCUUCACCCAGGGUGGUUUUAUAAUGUUUGAUAGGGCAGCACUGGAGAAGCUCAGGAUCUGCAAUCUGAAAAAAAUCUCUGACAUCUUGCAAGAGCUAAGCAGAACAGGGAAGUGGAAAUGGAUGUUACACUACAGAGACAGUCGUCAGCUGAAAGAAAAUGCAAGGUUGAGUGCAGAGGCAAAGGAGAAGAAGCAGUUCAUAAACUGGUGUCAGGACACCGGAAUACUGGAGGUCUUGCCUUACCAUGAGUGUGAUCUCAUGUCAAAAGAUCAGCCUGACUAUCUGACAUGUUUGGUCCGCUUGCAGGUCCAGAACAUAUCAGCCCGUUAUUCUGUUUUUAUUACUGAUACAACAGACAGUGCAUUUGGGAGAAAUGGAAUUUUAACAAUGACUGUCAACUCUUUCCUCAUGAACUCUCCAAGCAAAAUGUUUACUGUCUGAUGACUGUUUUCAAGUAUACAACUGUCAAAAACUUACUGGAUUUGAGAAGAAACCAGUAAUUGACAAGUGAUGGCUUCAUUUUGUAUGUAGCAAUAAUUACUGGCUUGACAUGUUUUUGAUCCAUGUUCAGUUGUAAAUUUGUAAAGUAUUGUUCACUAAUAAGUACAUUGAAUAUUGGAAUUACUAUUAGACAGGAGUGUCCUACACACCGUAUGUCCUGUAUUGUGUUGUAUUUUUUAUUGUAACUUAUAUUAUAAACUUGUUCGAAGUAAUUUGUACAUUUUGUAUAUUUUGUUAGCAAUCUUGUAAUUCAGACUUUAUACAAUUGCAGCACAAUCAUUAGUAGUCCACUAGUGUAGUUUUAACUUUUUUUGGUCAGGAGACUGUUCACAAAGAGUUUUUGAUGAAUGUUAUUGUAGUACUUUAUCCAGGACUUGCUAAAUUAAGCUGCUUUCAAGUUGCGUGUUUCAUAUUAAAGUAUGAUGUUAUAAGCUAUUGUAGUGGUUGCUGCCAGUGUUUCCUAACUCUUGUAUUGUUUAAGUGCAGCUAUUUAGCAUUAUUACAAGAUGCUAAAAAUGUUUAAUUAUAUUAAUUCUAUACAGAACAAUAACUAGGAAUGAAGAGCUGUGUUUUGUUGUUUUGCUUGGGGAAAAAAAAAAAAAUCAAUGUUGGAUGAAGAAUCUGCACCCUGUUCCUGACUACUCGCGCUACACUUCAGGACAUGUUCCCAUUUACAGAACAACCUGAGACCCACAACAAAGAUAAAUGGCCUCCAUCUUGCUGUUAAAAAUGAAUGUUCUUCACUCAACAGAAAAAGAUUGUUAAAAUCAAUAUAUAAUUUUGGCAAAGAAAAUCAAGUUCAAUUUCAUCAGAGUGGCAUGCUUCAAAACUAAUGUUAUGUAUUCACAACUUUAAGUAAUUCUAGUCUUAAUUUACACUCAGCCUUGAUUUAGAAAUUAAACCUGGUAGUGACAGAAGAUGAAAAACUCAGUGAAGUUUUAGUGUGAGAUUUACUUCUCUAAAUAAAUAAAUAACUACGGUAUGCUUGAAAACAGUAGAAGGCCAUGGUUUUGUUAGUGAAUUUAUUUAGAUUUACUCCAGUAUUGCUUUAACAUGUGGGUUCUAGGGAAUAAAAAGGUAGUACUCUGAUACUGAAUGGUCAUGGCUUACCUGGUUAUAAUACAAAGCGAUAGUUGAGGAGUUUGUAGUGGGCCAUUGCUUCAAUAUUUAGUUACAUUUGCACUGAGCUGCACUUUAGAAUGGUACUAUAUACUUCUGCUGCUAAUAUGCUGUUGACCUGAUUAAGUCCUCCACAUCUUCAUUUUUAUUUGUUUAUAUUCAUAUAUUAACUGUACAAUUCUUGUGUUAUUUAUGUAAAUAAUGUGCCUUUUAAUCCGAGAGCUCCUGGAAGAAAUUUUGUUGUGCUAUG